AUGUGUGGCAUUUUUGGUUACAUCAACUACCUGGUGGAGAAGGACCGCAAGUUCGUGGUCGACACACUCAUCAACGGUCUGUCCCGUCUUGAGUACCGUGGGUAUGACUCGGCCGGCUUCGCCAUUGAUGGCGACAAGAAGAAGGAGGUGUUCGCGUUCAAGGAGGUCGGCAAGGUCGCCAAGCUGAAGCAGCUCACCGACGAGUCGGACAUCGACCUGACCAAGGUCUUCGAUUCACACUGCGGUAUUGCCCACACCCGGUGGGCCACUCACGGCCCCCCGUCGCGCGUCAACUGCCACCCUCACAGGUCCGACCCCAACUGGGAGUUUGCCAUCGUCCACAACGGUAUCAUCACCAACUACAAGGAACUGAAGACGCUGCUCGAAAGCAAGGGCUUCCGCUUCGAGACCGAGACCGACACCGAAUGCAUUGCGAAGCUCGCCAAGUACAUUUACGACCAACACCCGAAGGUUGGCUUCACCGACCUUGCCAAGGCUGUUAUCAACGAGCUGGAGGGCGCCUACGGUCUGCUGAUCAAGAGCGUGCACUACCCCCACGAGGUCAUUGCUGCUCGCAAGGGUUCCCCACUGGUCAUUGGUGUCAAGACCCAGAGGCGCAUGAAGGUCGACUUUGUCGAUGUCGAGUACGCCGAUGAAAGCAACCCGCUCCCGGCCGAGACCGCCGCCCAGAAUGUGGCCCUAAAGAAGACCGCGGCCGGCGGCAGCUUCUUGUCCCCCAACAGCUUGCUGGGUGCUCCCGACAAGUCGCUCCUCCACCGCUCGCAGUCCCGCGCCUUUAUGACCGACGACGGCCUGCCGAUGCCCACCGAGUUUUUCCUGUCGUCCGACCCGUCAGCCAUUGUUGAGCACACCAAGAAGGUCAUGUACCUCGAGGACGACGACAUUGCCCACAUCCACGAGGGCUCGCUCAACAUCCACCGCCUCAAGAAGGCUGAUGGCAGCAGCAACGUCCGGACUAUCCAGACGCUCGAGCUCGAGCUGCAGGAGAUCAUGAAGGGCAAGUUCGACCACUUCAUGCAGAAGGAAAUUUUCGAGCAGCCCGAGUCCGUCAUCAACACGAUGCGUGGCCGUCUCGACAUCGGCAACCAAACAGUGACUCUCGGUGGUCUCCGGAACUACAUCAGCACGAUCCGCCGCUGCCGUCGUAUCAUCUUCAUCGCCUGCGGUACCUCGUAUCACAGCUGCAUGGCUGUCCGUGGUAUCUUUGAGGAGUUGGCCGAGAUCCCGAUCGCCGUGGAGCUUGCGUCCGAUUUCCUCGAUCGCCAAGCCCCAGUAUUCCGUGACGACACCUGUGUGUUUGUGUCGCAGUCUGGUGAGACGGCUGACUCUCUCAUGGCCCUGCGCUACUGCCUGGAGCGCGGUGCCCUGACCGUGGGCAUCGUGAACGUGGUUGGCUCCAGCAUCUCGCUCCUUACCCACUGCGGUGUCCACGUCAACGCCGGCCCUGAAAUCGGUGUCGCCUCGACCAAGGCGUACACCUCGCAGUUCAUCGCCAUGGUCAUGUUUGCCCUGUCGUUGAGCGAGGACCGUGCGUCCAAGCAAAAGCGCCGCGAGGAGAUCAUGGAGGGCCUGAGCAAGAUCAGCGACCAGAUCAAGGCUGUUCUCGAGCAAGACCAGAAGAUCAAGGAGCUGUGCGCCAAGACCUUCAAGAACCAGAAGAGUCUCCUGCUCCUGGGCCGUGGUAGCCAAUUCAGCACGGCCCUGGAGGGUGCCCUCAAGAUCAAGGAAAUCAGCUACCUGCACUGCGAGGCUGUCAUGAGCGGUGAGCUCAAGCACGGUGUCCUCGCCCUGGUGGAUGAGAACCUGCCCAUCAUCAUGAUCCUCACUCGUGAUGAGAUCUUCAAGAAGAGUCUCAACGCGUACCAACAAGUCGUUGCCCGUGGUGGAAAGCCUAUCGUGAUUUGCAACCCCGGCGAUGAGGAGUUCACCGCCAGCCAAGCGGAGAAGAUUGAGAUUCCCCAGACCGUGGACGUCCUCCAGGGUAUUCUCAAUGUCAUUCCCCUGCAGCUCAUCGCCUACUGGCUGGCCGUCAUGGAGGGGCUCAACGUCGAUUUCCCCCGUAACUUGGCCAAGUCUGUGACCGUCGAGUGA
This is a messenger RNA of Dichotomopilus funicola, 2112 nucleotides long. RefSeq lists its product as uncharacterized. Gene Ontology annotation, biological process: UDP-N-acetylglucosamine metabolic process; fructose 6-phosphate metabolic process; protein N-linked glycosylation. The coding region runs from base 1 to 2112 and encodes 703 amino acids. The record is from RefSeq and is a predicted model, not a curated record. Gene Ontology annotation, molecular function: L-glutamine:D-fructose-6-phosphate transaminase (isomerizing) activity; carbohydrate derivative binding. NCBI's taxonomy places the organism in Eukaryota, Fungi, Ascomycota, Sordariomycetes, Sordariales, Chaetomiaceae. The transcript has 5 exons.